AUGGGACAGGUGAAGAUACUAAAGCGCGGGGAGAAGUUGAGUUCGGUGGGAGUCGCCGGCGGUGAACCGGUAGACCGCCGUUGCCCUCCAACGGCGGGUGUCGAAGAGAAGGAUUUGGUGUUGUCCUCGACGGAGCGGUUGGGACCGGAGCCGGAUACUGUUCAGAAGCAAAUUAGGGUUUCGGAGUUUAACCUCGUUGAGGGAAUUUUCUCUGGAAGUGCAGCCGUCUCCUCUCCACCUCCGAGCUCGCUCCCGUUCCCGGCCUUCUUCGCAAAGAAGGAGAAGAAGAACGACAUCGCAACAAGCGAUUUACGGCGGUUGCUCCGCCUCGAUGUGGUUUGA
This is a messenger RNA of Malania oleifera, 342 nucleotides long. RefSeq lists its product as uncharacterized. Lineage: Eukaryota; Viridiplantae; Streptophyta; Magnoliopsida; Santalales; Ximeniaceae. The coding region runs from base 1 to 342 and encodes 113 amino acids. The record is from RefSeq and is a predicted model, not a curated record. The transcript has a single exon.